UGGGUCAUUGCCUCAGAUAAUUUCCAGAUGAUUUCCACGGAAAUCUGUGUACCUAUCCUUUACGAGGAGGUGAAGCCAAUCCCUUUCUUGGGAACCUUGAGAAGCCGCGUCACCGAGAACAGACUGCGCUCCAGGUACCACUCGGAUUCUGUCAAACUACAUUACCCAGAAGGCAGUGCUACAAGGGACGGAAGCCGGCCCCAAGCCAUAGACGGAAAGCGCAGAGGGGCGUUUCCCGUAGCGGCGUGGGCGGGACUUCCGGCGUCGAGUCUUUGGACGCCGUUAGGUUGAAGAUGCUGUUGUUACCGACGCUACACCGGCCACAAUGCCAGACAGGGGUCACUUUUCGAGACCAAGUAGAGACGGACAGUGAGGAGGAUAGGACCCACUUACACGCUUUUAUGUCAGCCGCGAUCUCACCCCCACAAGCGUCUGCAAAACGCUUCCUGGGGCCUUGGCGCCAGCCCUGUGUCCCCACGGCGCGCAGAGGCGGCGCCGCGAACCUUGUGCGCAUUUCACACGGCGGCGAGGACUGAGGUCCCUCGCAGACCAGAGCCGGAGCCCGGGGUCGGCCGAGCCAGCAGGACCGGCUUCUUCGCCGACUCUCACGGCCUCACCCCGCCCCCUGGGCCUAUGGCGGCGCCGGCGUUGGCAUUAGUAUCAUUUGAAGACGUGGUUGUGACCUUCACUGGAGAGGAAUGGGGGCACCUGGACCUGGCCCAGAGGACCCUGUACCAGGAGGUGAUGCUGGAGACCUGCAGGCUCCUAGUCUCACUGGGGCAUCCUGUUCCCAAACCAGAGCUGAUCUACCUACUGGAACAUGGACAGGACCUGUGGACAGUGAAGAGAGGCCUCUCCCAAAGCACUUGUGCAGGUGAAAAAGCAAAACCCAAGACUACAGAGCCUACUGUUUCUCAGCUGGCCUUCUCUGAGGAAUUCUCUUUCCAGGAAUUUCUGGCACAGAGAUCAAGAGAUUCCAGGUUUGGGCAAGCUAGAGAUGAGGAAAAGCUAAUAGAAAUUCAGGAAGGGAACUUGAGGCCAGGAACAAACCCGCACAAAGAGAUAUGCCCUGGGAAGUUGAGCUAUAAACAUGACGAUUUGGAGCCAGAUGAUAGUCUGGGCUUAAGGGUUUUACAGGAACGAGUCACUCCACAAGAUGCUGUCCAUGAACAUGACUCUCAACGACCAGAAAAAGACCCCAUAAUUGAUGCAAGGAAUAACCCUUACACAUGCAUGGAAUGUGGGAAAGGCUUUAGCAAGAAGUGGGCCCUUGUUCGGCAUCAACAGAUUCAUGCUGGAGUGAAGCCCUAUGAGUGCAAUGAGUGUGGGAAAGCCUGUCGUUAUAUGGCUGAUGUCAUUCGACAUAUGAGGCUUCAUACUGGGGAAAAGCCAUAUAAGUGUAUUGAGUGUGGGAAAGCCUUCAAACGCAGGUUUCACCUCACAGAGCACCAGCGUAUUCACACCGGAGAUAAGCCCUAUGAGUGCAAAGAAUGUGGCAAAGCAUUCACCCACCGCUCUUCUUUUAUCCAGCAUAAUAUGACUCACACUCGAGAAAAACCCUUUUUAUGCAAAGAAUGUGGGAAAGCUUUUUACUACAGUUCCUCAUUUGCUCAACACAUGAGGAUUCAUACUGGAAAGAAACUCUAUGAGUGCAGUAAAUGUGGAAAGGCCUUCACGCACCGCUCCACAUUUAUCCAGCACAAUAUGACCCACACGGGAGAAAAACCAUUUUUAUGUAAAGAAUGUGGAAAAGCCUUUUGCCUCAACUCAUCCUUCACUCAGCACAUGAGGAUUCACACUGGAGAGAAACCCUAUGAGUGCAGUGAAUGUGGAAAGGCCUUUACUCAUCGCUCCACUUUCAUCCGACAUAAGAGGACCCAUACCGGAGAGAAGCCCUUUGAGUGCAAAGAAUGUGGGAAGGCCUUUUGUGACAGCUCUUCCUUAAUUCAACACAUGAGGAUUCACACUGGUGAGAAGCCUUAUGAGUGCAGUAAAUGUGGAAAGGCCUUUACACACCAUUCUGUUUUUAUUCGACACAACAGGACCCACAGUGGACAAAAACCCUUGGAGUGCAAAGAAUGUGCAAAAGCCUUUUACUAUAGCUCUUCCUUCACUCGACACAUGAGGAUUCACACUGGAGAGAAACCCUAUGUUUGUAGAGAAUGUGGGAAGGCUUUUACCCAACCUGCAAAUUUUGUUCGGCAUAAGAGGAUCCACACUGGAGAAAAACCCUUUGAAUGCAAAGAAUGUGAGAAAGCCUUCUGUGACAACUUUGCUUUAACUCAGCACAUGAGAACUCAUACUGGAGAGAAACCCUUUGAGUGCAAUGAAUGUGGAAAGACCUUCAGCCACAGUUCAUCGUUCACUCACCAUCGAAAGAUUCAUACCAGAGUUUAAAAGAUACAGGAAGGACUUUUACAAGUGUGUUCACCUUUAGUGAACUCAUAGUGGUGACAUACCUUUCCUUUUGAAUGUAACUAUUGAGGGAAAUCUUUUGGCUAGAGAAAUGUCUUAGUAUCUGAGAAUUUAUACUAACGAGAAACAAAAUUGUCCCUGUGAAAUCUUUUUAUGGCAGGUAAUCACUUAUCAUCCAAAGAAUUAUAUUAAAGAUUGACCCAGUUUAGAGCCUUACACUGUACCUGAGAAUAAUAGAGAGGAGAGACCUGGUGGUUAACAUGCAUUUAGGUAAAAUGUCAGCAACAACUUUCCUCUUAUUAAUACUAUAAAUCCAUCUCAAGCAUAUUUUAAAAUAAUGAGAGAUGGAAGAAACAAUCUAGAAGAGAAAAGAAAAAGACGUGCAUAACUUGUUUCCAAUUUCCCUGUUUAUGACAGUUUGUCAUUUGGCGGGUUGGGGGAUGGAACAGGGAAUAAGACAUUGAAAAAGUCUCAUCCCCUUUGUAUGUCUGAUAUAUAUAUAUCUCUCUCUAAGGAGAAUUGGACCAUUGAGGGCAGCUCUGCCAACAUUUAUUAGAAGUAUUCAUUGUUCCAAAACUGCCAUCUCUACCCUUGAGGGAGUGUAAGUCUUUGUGAGAAAUAUAAAGGCUUGAGUCAUGAAAUAUGUAACACAUGUGCACAUGUACACACAUUCAUUUAUAUAUAUAUAUGCAGUGAAUUGUUACUCGUGGUAGUUAGGUUCUGUGAAUUUUCUGUGCACACUGAAUUAGUGAAUGCUGAAUGAUUGUUGCUAGAGGAAAUACAGGAUUAGCUUCUAUAAGCCUUGGAUCCAAACAUUUUUAUCAAGCAGUCAACAUAUAACUUUCUUCUAUGGGUAUUUGUUUGUUUGUUUGUCUGUUUGUUUAAAGACACCUUAUCAGUGUUUCUUGAAUAAUUAUAAUUACUAUUCUUUAUAAUAAAAAUAUUUUAAUUAUA
Molecule: messenger RNA, 3369 nt
Organism: Macaca mulatta (Rhesus monkey)
Lineage: Eukaryota; Metazoa; Chordata; Mammalia; Primates; Cercopithecidae
Gene: ZNF599
Product: zinc finger protein 599
Biological process (GO): regulation of transcription by RNA polymerase II
Molecular function (GO): RNA polymerase II cis-regulatory region sequence-specific DNA binding; DNA-binding transcription factor activity, RNA polymerase II-specific
Source: RefSeq, a predicted model, not a curated record